AUGGUCUUAAUAAAUAAUCAUUUUAACGAUAUCGAUUCAACACAAUGUUAUUAUGGUGAAUGUGACAGUUUACUAGUAAAUUGUUGUAGUACAGCUCGUUUAUCAUCUCCUUUUAAAUUUCGUACAAUGAAUAGACGACGCAGACAAAUGGCUUUUGAUAUGCUGAGACAAAUGAAAACGCAGCAUCAAACAACAGGAGUUGCGUCUACAAGAUCAAAAAGACAUAGAAAUAAAAAAUGUUUUUAUAGAGCACUUUGUUGUACUGAGCUACAUAUUAGUGAAAGUCAAUCAAGUGUGUAUUCUCCAGCUAUGGCAACUAGUAAAUAUAAACCUCGUAUAUCAUCAGCUGGUCUUACAAAUGAACUUUAUUUUACAUCACAUAAACCUGAUGGUGAUAAUGAAAAAACACCACCAGUAUUAAUGCGUAAUAAACGUCGAUCUCCAUAUCCUAACAAUACACCUAUUGAAACUACACCAGUAGUAUCAAGCACUCGUCGUCCAAUAUCAUCUCCUGUUCGUUCUACAACAUAUGUUCUUCAACAACAUCAUAGAAUCAAUAAUAAUCAAAAUAAUAAUAAUAUUUUAAAUAAAAAACAUUCUUCACCUAUACUUCAACAUUCUCAACAAUCAUCAGUAAUAUUAAAUAAAAGUCGACAAACACCGCAACAACAACGUACAUAUUCUAAUCAUGAAAGGUUACAAACAAAUGGAGAUGCAUCAACGACAAAUCAACAAUUUACUGCUCGUGCACAUAUUACAUUAACACCGAGACGCCCAUCACCUAUAGUUAAAAAUACACCGACAAAGACAACACCGUACAUAUCAAGGUCCCCUCGAAUUCCAAAUGCUCCAUCGGUUCGUCCUUCUCGUCCAAUAGUGCCGGUAUCAAUCGUACCAAAUCAACAACGUUCACCUCAUGUUCAACUUCGUCCUCGAAAUUUAACACCAACAACUCAACGAACAAUUUCAUCAUCUCCAACAAGAAUAACAACAACAACAACUACUAAAUCAAUUCGUCCUAAUAACAAAACAUCAAAAUCACCUGAACAAUUACGACCUGUGACAGGUACAAUCACACGUCCUCGACCAGUGCAUACUACUGUAAAUAAAUCGAAAACAAAUAUAACAAAUUCAAAUAUCAAAAGUCGAAUACCUGCUGUGGCUAUUGUUCAACCGAUAACAUCACCAUUAUUAACUCCUCGUGUCUCUGAUCUCGAUGCAUUAAUGGCAGAAAAACAUGUGAAUACACCAUCACCUAAUCAUAUUGCAUUAAAAUCAACAACUAUUACUCCAUCACCAAUUGGCAAUAAUAUUCGACGUUCAUUAUUUUCAACAGAUACUGUUAAAGUUGUACGACCAGUUCGUAGUCAAGAAUUAAAAACAUUUUCUUGUCAUUUAACUACUCAACCAUCGCCACCCGUAUCGAUAUCAAUCGUCUCUGAUGAUGUAGAUCAUUCAAAUAUUGAUGAAACACUUUCAACAUUAACACCAACAUCAUUGGAGCAAAAACCUAUUGGUAACAUUCAUGACAAACAAAACAUUGAAAAAAAUGAUGAUUCCUCUUCGAAUACGUCUGCAAUGUUACGUGAUCUUUCGGAAGAUAGUCUUAAUGAACAUUAUCAUAUUAGACAAUUACUUAGAAGCAAUGUAUCGAUUACAGCAAUGAAGCAUGAUAGUACACAAAAUAGUUCUUCAAAUGAUGAUAUUCCAACAUCAUCGGGUGUAACAUCAUGGUCACGUAUUCGAUCAUCAUGUGAAAGUAAUAUAUCUCAUGUACCACCAUUGAAAAGUGAAACAUCACCAAGUCCAGCUUAUUAUAAUGGUCCUAUUCGACAAGAAAAUAUUCAAAUGGCUAGUGAUGGACGAUAUUUUCUCUUAAUUGAUGAUAAUAUAAGUAGUGAAGAAAGUCAUCUAAGUACAGCAUCAUCGGCAUCGUUACCACUACCAUCAUCGCCAUCAUCAUCAUCAUCAUCUUCAGUACCAUUACCUCAAGUGUCUUCACCAUUAAUAAAAACACCAGUGAUACCAACAAGAGAACGAAAAGCUUUUAUACAUCGUUUGGUAUUCCCGGAACGUCUUGGUCGUGUAAUAUUUUAUCGUCGAAUAUUAUCAGAUUCUGAUAUUUAUCAAAAACUUUGCUCGAAAGAUAAUGAGAUAAACCACAAUGUAUAUCAUUUAGAUACAAUACGUGAUUAUGCAAUGGAAUUUUAUAUGUUAACAACAUAUGGUUCUGAUUCACAAUUACGUGCAUGGUUUGAUUGUAAUUAUGAUAAUACAGUGAAUAAUACAUGUUAUUUUGAUGACAAUCGACUUCAAUCGCUCGAUGACGAUGACGACGACGACGAUGAUGAUGAUGAUGACGACGAAGACUUACAUAGACAUCGAAUGAAAGUUAUUAGUAGUAGUGAUAGUAUGAUACCUGAAGAUGAUUUAAAUCGUUUACAAGCUGAUGAAGAACUUGAUUGGUAUUCUGAACUUGAAUCAUUUAAUUUAUCACCAAAUAAUCAAGAAUGGAAACAAGGAAAUCUAUCAAGUAGUUCAAGUGAAGAUCAUGUCGAAGAUUUAUUACGUGUUGAACAGUUUUCUGUAUCAAGUUUAACAACAAGUACAUCAGCUGAAUCAUCAAGUUCAGCUGGUUUAAUAUCAGCUUCAUGGCCAUUAACAAAUGGUAUUCAUUAUUCAGCUCAUAAUACGAAUCGUUCAUCACAAUCACUCGGUUCUCCUCCAUUAACAAAACUCGAUGAUCAAAGUAAUACAGUCUUAAACGAUAUUUUGACUUAUCCAUGGACAAAUGAAAUAUCUGAUUCCCAUCCAAAUUCUCAUGAAAUUGAACAUGAUCAAAAUGGAAAUGGUAUAUCAUCAUCAUCAGUUGUUUCUGAUGAAUUUCAACCUGAUUUUUAUUAUUUAUGUCCACUUAAAAAUACAUUAAGUUUUCUUAAAACCGAUGAAAAAACUAAUGGUAUUCAUAAACAAUUAUCUCAUGAUGUUUAA
Messenger RNA from Adineta steineri, 2991 nucleotides. NCBI's taxonomy places the organism in Eukaryota, Metazoa, Rotifera, Eurotatoria, Adinetida, Adinetidae. The record is from the annotation of a GenBank genome assembly.